ACAGCGCGCGAAACGUGAAACAAUCGUCUAAGAACUUGAGAGAGAACUAGCUGUAUCAGAAAAAUAAAGACAUCGAGAAAAUGAGCAAAAAGGAAAGCGCAGCUCUAGAAUUUAUAUUUGCUUACAUAAACGAGAAGAAUCGUCCUUACAGUGUCCAAGAUGUCUUCACUAACUUACAGAAGCAGCACGGCCUGGGAAAAACGGCUGUUUCUAAAGCCAUGGAACAGUUGACAGUGGAAGGAAAGAUCAAGGAGAAAACCUAUGGGAAGCAGAAGAUCUACUUUGCUGAUCAGGCCCAGUUUGAAGAGGUGAGUGAGGCAGAGCUGAAGGCAAUGGACAGUCACAUCUCUGAGCUCAGUACACAGGUACAGACUGUCUCUCAGAGCUGCAGACAGCUAGACACAGAGCUUAAGGAGCUGAAGAGCUCCCUGACCACAGAGGAAAUGAUCUCAGAGAUCCAGGAGCUGAAAGCAGAGUGUUCUGGCUACAGGGAGCGCCUGGGGAAAAUCAAGUCGGCGACCAAUCACAUCACACCAGAGCAGAAGGAGAAGGUCUACAAGGAGAGAAAUCUGUAUGUUAAGGAGUGGAAGAAAAGGAAGAGACUGGCAUCUGAUAUGAUGGGUUCCAUUUUGGAGGGAUACCCCAAGACCAAGAAGCAAUUUCUGGAGGAGGUUGGCGUGGAGACCGAUGAGGACUAUCAGGUGACUGUGCCGACUACCUGACUGGAUGCAGGAGGACGUUUGUGUUGUUUGGUUUAUUGACCUUAAUCAAUCUACGAUCAGAACUUUAAAAUUCUAAUUUAUGUUCAAUGUGCAUUUGGAUUAUUUUGUUGUUGUAAUAAAACCAUGUACAGAUG
This is a messenger RNA of Esox lucius (northern pike), 856 nucleotides long. RefSeq names its product PSMC3 interacting protein (gene psmc3ip). Gene Ontology annotation, biological process: meiotic strand invasion involved in reciprocal meiotic recombination; homologous chromosome pairing at meiosis; meiotic joint molecule formation. The coding region runs from base 81 to 722 and encodes 213 amino acids. Gene Ontology annotation, molecular function: recombinase activator activity; double-stranded DNA binding. The transcript has 8 exons. The record is from RefSeq and is marked provisional. NCBI's taxonomy places the organism in Eukaryota, Metazoa, Chordata, Actinopteri, Esociformes, Esocidae. Gene Ontology annotation, cellular component: condensed nuclear chromosome; DNA recombinase auxiliary factor complex.